AUGGGUUGUGCAUAAGUAGUCAAUCGAACAAGUGAGAUUUAUGAACCAAUAAUUGAAAGAAAAUCCUCAUAAAGAGCAACCUCAAAAUAAAAUACUAGUUGUCAAGACUCUCCCAUCAUAUUUCCAUUAAAUUUACCUAAUGGAUUUGGAAGGUAUAAAAAGAAUCAACGAAAUGCACUUAGUAAGAUAAAGCUGAGGAAUGCUAUGAGGAUAGAAAUGCAAUUAGACUGUAGUAAAAACACUAUUUUAAAAAGAAGAGCAAUAUCGCCAUUAAUCUGA
Paramecium octaurelia is the source of this 279-nucleotide messenger RNA. Lineage: Eukaryota; Ciliophora; Oligohymenophorea; Peniculida; Parameciidae. The record is from the annotation of a GenBank genome assembly.